Cryptomeria japonica (Japanese cedar) is the source of this 1227-nucleotide messenger RNA. RefSeq names its product BTB/POZ domain-containing protein At1g63850-like. The record is from RefSeq and is a predicted model, not a curated record. Bases 1 to 1227 code for a protein of 408 amino acids. Lineage: Eukaryota; Viridiplantae; Streptophyta; Pinopsida; Cupressales; Cupressaceae. The transcript has a single exon.
AUGGAUUUGAAUGGUUGUGCAAUGGCGAACCAGGGGCGUCAAUUUGGGGUCACAAACUCUGCUGAUGUAAAAUUACAAAUAUGUGGCCCAAACGGAGAAGAGUAUGAGGGAAAUCCCCUUCAUCUUCAUUCUCAAACUCUUCAAAAGUCGGAGUUCUUUAAGACUUUGUUAUCAGAUCGCUGGUCUUUGGAUAUCCGACCCUUGGAAAUUGAGGUAACUACUUCUCAAUCCUUUGAAAACUAUUUAAAAUGCAUUGAGAUGAUGUGUUCUUCUUCUCCUGCUCGUUUCUCUGAUGUGGAUGAAUGCCUAGCAAUUUUAUCAGUUGCUUCGGAAUUGUUGGUGGAUAAGCUUAUGCAGCAAUGCAUGGAAUAUCUGGAGGCUGUUCCUUGGAAUUCGGAGCAAGAGUCUAAAAUUAGAAAUCUUCUGUCUUCUCUAAAUUUGAGCAUAUUGCCCGAUUUGAAUGCAAGGCUUAAUAAACAGAGUAGUAGCUAUAUAGAUUUUAUCGGAGAGAAUGUCAAAUCAAUGAUCUAUUUUCUUUCCAAUGAAGACCGCCCCGAUGAGAAACAACCAAAUAUUCGAGAAGCAGUGGGCAAAUUUAUAGUAGACAAUUUGCAGGGAGAUGCAUCUUCAGGCGUUGCAGAUCUAUGCAGGCAUAUAAUUUUAGAUGAGUUUAGAGCUAACAUUGCGAUCGCUGUGUCUUCUAAUAUGGAAAACAAUCCAACAGAUGAGGAGCAUAUUAGUUUUGUCCUGCUGUGGCCCUUUACUCUAAUUGAACGCUGUGAUGGGAUGACAAUGGAAGGCGCUGUGAAGAUAUUAUGUGAAGAAGUGAAACUGGCCGACAUAAAAAUGCAAGAGCGCCAGUAUUCUGCUGCAAUCAGACACAGGAAAAUUAUGCUGCCUAUUCUGUUGUGGUGUCUGGAGGUUCUGGGAAAGGGGAAGAUAAUUGUUGAACGAAAACUUCGUGUUAGUUUUCUUACAGCAUGGUUACCAGUAAUGGCACAAUUAAUUCACUCUGGUAGACGUCUGCCUGGACGCAUCAAAAUCAAGGAGGAGGAUGUGUUAAAGACCCAGCUUUGCAGGGGAGUGAGUAAUGUGAUUGAAACCCUCCCUUUGGCUGAUUGGAAAGGGAUUUACAAAAUUUGGACAGAUUGCUGCGACAGAAAUUAUAUUGACUUGAGCAUACCGUUUGCUCGGGGGUGCAAGCUACUGCAUGAACUACAUGAAUAG